ACCAGGUCUGGAACACCUUAGAGAUUGAAAGACCAGUCUGAGGACCAGAACACCAGUCUGCUGCUCCUCUGUGAACUCUGCUGAUCUGUGAGGAUUUUUGAAGUUCAACGUGUGCUGCUGACUUCUUCGUGUUUCUGUUACUUCUCCUCACUAAAGACCACUAAAGACUCUACUGCUGGACUCUACUUAGUCAGAGGUCUUGAACGAAAGGAUCUUGAACUGUUCACCAGCUGCUUCCUGUUUCUGAAUGUAGACCGGCUGUCUCUCACUCAGAUACUCUACAAACUGUAUUGAUAUUGUCUCUCACUCAGAUACUGUUGGAGCAUCAUGUCCUCUCAGUUUUCGGUGCUCUUCUUCAUGGCCGUCGGCCUUCUCGUCGACGCCUUUCCGGCAGUCUCUCCUGCUAUGGAGGUUGAUGUAACAUCUCGACUUCAGGAGGGGGCACCGUCUUCAGACUGUCCGUCCUGCUCUCUGCUUCAGAUGAGGACCAAUUCAUCUUCAUCAGGAGGACAGAGCGACAUGGUGGAAGCUGUGAAACGUCACAUUCUCAACAUGCUGCACCUGAGCACUCGGCCCAACGUGACACAGCCGAUCCCUCGAGCAGCACUGCUCAAUGCCAUCAAAAACCUGCACGUCGGCCGCGUGGCUGAAGAUGGCAGCGUGGAGAUCCAGGAGGAGGGCCGGGGGCCCUGGGCCCCAACACCACCUGAACCACCAUCUGAAAUGAUCACCUUUGCAGAGCCAGGAGACUCUCUGAACACGGUGACCUUUGACAUUUCGAAGGAGGGUAGCGGCUCGUCGGUGGUGGAACAAGCGAACGUCUGGAUCUUCCUGAAGAAGUCCGUGGCAAACCGAGUGAAAGGCAAAGUGACGCUGCGACUGCUGCAGCUUCAUCAUGAGGAUGAUGAUGAGAAGGAAGAGUGUGUUUCAGAGAAGAUGGUGGACACUCGUCGUAGCGGCUGGCACACCCUGGCCGUGUCCCGCAGUGUUCAGAAUCUGCUGGACGGCAGCAGCAGCUCGCUCAGCCUGCGGGUUUCCUGCCCACUGUGCACUGAAGCCGGAGCCUCGCCCAUCCUGAUGCCGGCCGGUGGGAGAGAUCAGUCUCACCGUCCGUUCCUCAUGGUGGCAUUGAGAGCCGAAGAAGAAGCGGCUCAGCGACGAGUCAAACGAGGUCUGGAGUGCGACGGGAAAAUACGCGUCUGCUGCAAACGACAGUUUUACGUGAAUUUCAAAGAUAUUGGCUGGAACGACUGGAUUAUCGCUCCGUCUGGUUACCAUGCAAACUACUGCGAGGGCGACUGUCCAAACCACAUGGCGAGCUUCAGCGGCUCAUCCCUGUCCUUCCAUUCGACGGUCAUCAAUCAUUAUCGUAUGAGGGGCUACGGCCCGUUUCAGAACAUUAAGUCGUGCUGCGUGCCGACGAGGCUGCGUGCGAUGUCGAUGCUGUACUACAACGAAGAGCAGAAGAUCAUCAAAAAAGACAUCCAGGACAUGAUCGUGGACGAGUGCGGCUGCUCGUAAACAUAAAGACGUUAGAAACACUUCCUGCUUCCUGCAGGAAAAAUAUCAGUCCAGGCACUUUCCCAGUAAAGAUAAAGUAUUUAUGUUUAGUGACCAUUGUAUUUCUUAUUGGGAGAGACUCUUUUCCACAUUGGAACGACCUGAGAAUACUAUGCAAAAGCUCCUGCAAAGUCAAACCUUAUUCGUCUACAUUUAUAUGUGUGUUUGUUUAUUGUUUUUUAUUUUUAAGGUUCAGUCUGUGUAAAGAUUUCUGAUGCUGUUGAGAUACUUGAAAGAAAUGUGUUCAACCGGCUGCUGGAGCCAAACAUUAUGAUUAUCAUUAUAUUAUUGUUAUAUAAGUUGAAUGUUGAUAGUUCCACACAUUCCUGGAAGAUAUUUAGACUCAGAAG
Anarrhichthys ocellatus (wolf-eel) is the source of this 1910-nucleotide messenger RNA. RefSeq names its product inhibin subunit beta Ab (gene inhbab). The transcript is spliced from 2 exons. Gene Ontology annotation, molecular function: growth factor activity; cytokine activity; hormone activity. The record is from RefSeq and is a predicted model, not a curated record. The coding region runs from base 328 to 1521 and encodes 397 amino acids. Lineage: Eukaryota; Metazoa; Chordata; Actinopteri; Perciformes; Anarhichadidae. Gene Ontology annotation, cellular component: extracellular region.